Molecule: messenger RNA, 1647 nt
Organism: Yamadazyma tenuis ATCC 10573
Lineage: Eukaryota; Fungi; Ascomycota; Pichiomycetes; Serinales; Debaryomycetaceae
Gene: OCA1
Product: putative tyrosine protein phosphatase
Biological process (GO): carbohydrate transport; transmembrane transport; protein dephosphorylation
Cellular component (GO): membrane
Molecular function (GO): carbohydrate:proton symporter activity
Source: RefSeq, a predicted model, not a curated record
AUGAGAGAUAACCUCGUCAAAACCCCAGAUGAGGUCUACAAUCUAAGAGUCCAUUUUGCCGCGUUAGUGGCUUCGUUUGCUGCUAUUAUUAUUGGCUAUGAUGCUGGGUUUAUUGGUGGGACGGUGGUGCUUCCCGAGUUUGCAAAUGAGUUUGGCUUCAACAACAAGCCCACUGCGGAUGUCACCGUCAUCAAGGCGAACAUCAUCUCGUUGUUCCAUGUUGGAGCGUUUUUUGGUGCCUAUUUGGUGUAUCCCAUUGCCAUAUUCCUAGGACGGAUCCGGGGAUUCAAAAUGGCCGGGUUGUUAAUCACCUUUGGCUCUGCCAUUCAGUUGGUGUCGGACAAGUCGCACGGAUUGGGGUGGAUUUUGGCAGGACGACUUAUUUCGGGAAUUGGCAUCGGCGCUGUGUCAAAUUUAGCACCAAUGUACGUCAGCGAGAUCUCUCCACCCGCCAUUCGUGGUAGGCUCGUGGGUAUGUACGAGAUCUCGUGGCAGGUGGGCGGCAUCUUUGGGUUUUUCAUCAAUUAUGCCACAGAAAAGAAUCUUAGUGGUAAUAAACAAUGGAAGGUUCCAAUAGCGGUCCAGAUCAUUCCAGCUGCCAUAUUUUUGGUGGGGGUAUUUUUCAUCAAAGAAUCGCCUCGGUGGUACUUCACCCGAAAUAACAAAGAUCAGGCGGCGGAUCUGUUGUGCUACUUGCGGAACUUGGAGCUGGAUUCUGAGUAUAUCCGCUACGAGAUAGAAGUGAUGGAAUUCGAAGCCAUGGAACGUCGAGAGGUGCUUGUGUCCGAGUUCUGGGGUCCAUUUUACCAGUUGUUUGGGUCAAAGUCCAAUCGGUAUAAGUUGGCCUUGACGACGUUGUUGUUUGUGUUUCAGAACACCAGCGGUAUCAAUGCCAUUAUCUACUAUUCGGUGUCGAUGUUAAAGACCAUUGGCGUGGCGUCAACGGAAGCGGGUCUUUUAUCCACCGGUGUGUUUGGCUUGAUAAAGGGAGUAUGUUGUUUUCUCUGGGCCUUUUUCAUCAUUGACAAUUUUGGUAGAAAGCCUCCGGUGCUCAUUGGGAGUUUUGUUUGUGUAUUGAGCCUUUUGUAUCUUGGGGCCUAUAUCAAGAUCGCAGACCCGGAACAUACGCUCAACGGGUCACUGAACGCGGCCUCAAGAUUUGCGUUGGCAGUAUUCUACGUAUGGACCAUGUCGUUUGCGUUCUCCUGGUCCGGGUUCCCAUGGGUGUACAUGUCUGAGAUUUUUGACCUGAAAGUAAAAAACUUGUCCCAGUGUUUCAAUGCGUCUUGCAACUGGCUAUGGGCCUUUGUGUUUGCACGAUGGGCUCAGGAUAUGAUCGAUGCCAUGGGCUACGGGGUGUUUUUGUUUUUUGGCUGUGCUUUACUAGUGUCAAUGGUAUUGUUUGGUGUGCUCUAUCCCGAAACAAAGGGCAUUCCUCUUGACGAUAUUGACUUGUUGUUUGAGGAUGGAAUCAGGCCAUGGAGGGCACACGGGAGAGCCGUACAGUUGAUUCGCCAGAGAGAGGACGACCAUUUUCAUACCUCUGACCACAAUCAUGACCACCCCAUAUCGCUGACUCCGUUUGACAAGUCUGUGGCCGUGUACACUGAGAUCUCCGGCAGUGGGGCCAGUCUGCAAAAUUUGUGA